Molecule: messenger RNA, 8671 nt
Organism: Caretta caretta (loggerhead turtle)
Lineage: Eukaryota; Metazoa; Chordata; Testudines; Cheloniidae
Gene: INPP4B
Product: inositol polyphosphate-4-phosphatase type II B
Cellular component (GO): cytoplasm
Molecular function (GO): phosphatidylinositol-3,4-bisphosphate 4-phosphatase activity
Source: RefSeq, a predicted model, not a curated record
UCCUCUGGACGGCAGGAGGGGAGUGGCAAGCGACAGCUUCUCCCUCCCACACGCCCGGCUCGCUCUCUCCUCCUCCAGCCGCGGCAGGUCACCUCGCUGUGAGCGCGGCUUGCCGGGGCUGCUUUGCGCAGUGACAGGCAGGGGCGGCGGCGGCGGCAGCAGCAGCAGCAGCAGCUCGCGGCUCCUCUCCUCCCCGCGGGCGCCAGGGGCGCGAACUCCGGGGCCGCUGCCGACGGGCUGCGCGGACAUUGGGAGCAGACGCGCCUGGAGGAAGGCGAACGCUGCAACUUCUCGCCGCGGCUGCGGGCAGAGGGUGGCCGGGUCUCGCUGCCCAGCAGCGCCACAGCUCCUGGCUUCCUCUCGCGGUCUGGGCCGGAGGCUCCGGACUAUAAAUAGCAGGUUACCCAGCUGCUGAGUGACAGGCGGCUCGAGUCUCUCUGCGCGGCCGGCUCCCUGCUCCGAGCCAGAACCAAGAGAGAGAUGGUGUCGGCUGAAAGGAAAUCUGCUAUUUCUAAUGAAAAAUAAGACCAAGAGUUCUGAAGUCUGUGACGUUAUUCUGGAGUGAGUCUGUGUUGUGGAAUUCAGAAAUAAAACGGAUGUUUCAGUAGUUCUCAAGUUUCAGAGCAGAGAACCAGAUCUUUACUGUGAAGCUACAUCUAAACCAGAUUGUGAAUCGUGGCCUGUGGCACUUGGAGAAGCAAAUUCAGAAAGUUUGCAGAAUAAAAUUCAGAAGCUCCGGAGGUUGAUCAUGGAAAUCAAAGAGGAGAGAACAUCAGAUGAAGCACAGCACUUUCUUCCUGCAACACAGGCAGACAACCUUAGGGAGCCUCAGUUUACAAGUAUCAAGAGGAUUGCGAAUGAGUCAAAGCUGGAGUUUGUCCUUGCCUGCAAGGAUCUAGUGGCUACUGCCCGUGAUCGGAAGCUGAAUACAUUUGUACAGAUCUCAGUAGUACAUCCAGCAGAACAGACUUUGACAAGAUAUUCAAGCACUGAAAUUGUGGAGGGAACAAGAGACCCACUGUUUUUGACUGGUGUGGCAUUCCCACCGGAAUAUCCUAUCUAUGAGGAGACUAAAAUAAAACUAACAGUCUAUGAUGUCAAAGAUAAAUCUCAGGACACGGUCCGCAUCCGUGUCCUGUCUGAACACAAGGAGUCAAGAACAGAUGUUGGGCGAAACUUUCUGGGCUUGACUACUUUUAAAGUAGGAGACUUGGUGAAGUCAAAGGAACAACAGUUGACCCUUACCCUGAGGACUCCUGAUGGUGGAAAGACAGUUGGUACCAUAGACGUCAGCCUUGUGAAGAUGGGGGAGAUAGAGGAGGGGGAAGUAGACCACAUCAUAACAGAUGUGCAGGGACAAAAGUGUGCAUUGGUGUGUGAAUGUACAGCACCUGAAGGCAUAAGUGGUAAAGACAGCGUACCUCUAUUAAAUGCAGUGUUAAAAAACCCAAUCUGUAAGUUAUAUAGAUUUCCCACUUCUGACAACAAGUGGCUGCAUAUCCGAGAACAGAUGUCUGAGAGCACUCUUUCUUUCCAUGUUCCCAAGGAAUUGAUCAAUCUGCACAUAAAGGAGGAUAUGAGAAGGAAUCAGGACCUAAAAGAGCUUGGGGACCUUGCUCCACAUUGGGACAAUAUGCGUAAAAAUGUUAUUGCACACUGUGAACAGAUGCUCAACAUGUACCAGGACACUCUUGCAGAUCUCGAGAAACAUACAGGAUCUUCUUUCAAAUCAAGUUGUAGUAAAGGAGAAAAGACACUAGAAUUUGUUCCAGUAAAUCUCCAUCUGCAAAGAAUGCAUGUGCACAGUCCUCGGUUGAAAGAUGCUCUGUAUGAUGUCAUCACAGUGGGAGCCCCUGCAGCACACUUUCAGGGAUUUAAGAAUGGUGGUCUUCGGAAACUGUUGAGUAAAUUUGAGGCAGAAAGGCGAAAUACUGGAUACCAGUGUAUUUACUAUUCACCUGAAAACACAGCCAAGGCAAAAGAAGUUCUCAGCAACAUCAAUCAUCUACAGCCCCUCGUAUCAAGCCAUGCAGACCUGCUGCUUAAUUCUGCAAGCCAGCAUUCUCCAGACAGCUUGAAGAAUUCUUUAAAGAUGCUUUCAGAAAAAACAGAGUUAUUUGUGCAUGCCUUCAAGGAUCAGCUGGUCAGAAGUGCCCUUUUAGCGCUAUACACAGCCCGUCCAGGUUGUGUCCUCAAGAAGCCAACUGUGCCCAGAACCAGUAUGGAAGAAUGUGGUGAUCCACAGGGUCAGAACCAUCCAUCUCAGAUCAAACGGCAGAACUCUAUACCUCACCAUUCAGAAUAUGAUGAAGAAGAGUGGGAUAGGGUGUGGACCAACGUGGGGAAGAGUUUAAACUGCAUUAUUGCAAUGGUGGACAGACUGCUUGAAAAAGAAGACAGCAGCAGUGGCAUUAAGAAAAGUGAAAAUGACCCUUCAUCUGCAGCUUGCAUGGUAUCUCAUACAAGUGGUGACUGGUAUGAGCAGCUUUAUCCCCUCAUAAUUACACUCAAGGACUGCAUGGGAGAGGUGGUGACAAGGGCAAAGCAAUCAAUGACUUUUGUUCUACUUCAGGAACUUGCAUGUGGCUUGCCACAGCAUUUGAUGCUGACCCUAAGAAGAGACAUCGUCUUUAGUCAAGCACUUGCUGGAUUGGUCUGUGGGUUUAUAAUCAAACUGCACACAAGUUUACAUGAUCAAGGCUUCCUACAGCAGCUUCAUAUUGUUGGGUUAAUUGUUCAAUAUGAAGGACUUCUCAGCACUUAUAGUGAGGAAAUUGGGAUGCUAGAAGAUAUGGCUGUGGGCAUUUCAGAUUUACAGAAAGUAAUGUUUAAAAUAAUUGAAGCCAAAUCCAAUGACUUCUUGCCUGUAAUAACUGGAAGGCGUGAACAUUAUGUAAUAGAGGUCAAGCUUCCAGCAAAGAUGUUUGAGUUGCUGCCACAAGAGAUCAAAGAAGGAAAGCAGCUGCAUGUGUACCCAGUCCUCUUUAAUGUUGGAAUCAAUGAACAGCAAACACUUGCAGAGAGGUUUGGAGAUACCACUUUGCAAGAAAGUGUUAACCAGGAAAAUUUUGAACUUCUUAAAGAAUAUUACAAGUUGUUUACUGAAAAAAUGCCUCCUGAUUGGCUACCACAUUUUCAAGAACAGAAUGACCUAAAGGGAUUACUAGAAAAUCUCCAUCAAAAUAUCCAGGCCAAAAAAAGAAAGAAUGUAGAAAUCAUGUGGGUGGCUGCAACGAUUUGCCGCAAGCUAAAUGGAAUCCGUUUCACCUGUUGCAAAAGUGCCAAAGACAGGACAUCCAUGUCAGUGACACUAGAACAGUGCUCAAUCUUGAGAGAUGAACAUCAACUGCACAAGGACUUCUUUAUCCGGGCACUGGAUUGUAUGAGAAGAGAAGGAUGCCGCAUAGAGAAUGUACUGAAGAAUAUCAAAUGCAGAAAGUAUGCAUUCAACAUGAUACAACUGAUGGCUUUCCCAAAGUACUACAGACCACCAGAGGGGACAUAUGGAAAAGCUGAUACCUAAGUUUAUAAUGUAAUAAGAAACACACAUCUAUCCUAAUUAGAUAAUAUAAAAAUUGCUGUUUGUGUGUCAUGAAUUGGGAGUGUGUAACAAAACCAGGAGUUAUCUUGGUCAGCUAUCAGUGGAUCUAUUUUAAAUUAAAAUAACUGUAGUCCGUUACUAUGAAAGAAAACCUCAAUUAUUGUCUGAUUAAUGCUUGAGUGUUCUCAAAACCAAGUAUAUACAGACCUCAAUGCUAGGCUGUAAAGAAUUGGGCGUCUCAAGUAGCUUCAUGGAAGACCAAAAAGGAAAAUGCAGAUUGCUGCAGGAAUUGAUGUUAGUGAUUUCAUAGGGGGCACUCUGAGUCUAUACUGGUGCUAUUCCUGAGUACUGUGUGAAGUGGCACCAUCCUGCUGGAAGUGAUGUCUUCUGCAUCAGGCAUAAAACAGAGAUCCCGGUCCCUUGUUGUCAAAGACCCCCAUGGCAUUCUUUCCAAGGCGUGUUAAUCUCGGUCUGUUGGCCAUAUUUAAAUUUGGUAAUUACAUUCUGCUUCUCUAUAGAAGUUUGGUAAUUGCAGCUUGUAAUUUGGUAAUUGCAUUCUGCCUCUCUGCAGUUCCGGUUGGAUGUAUUAUUCUUGGCAUUCUGUGCUAGAGUCAAAUCCUACCCAUUUUAUGUAUGUGUUAAUCUCAGUGGAGUCAGAGGGGUUACUGAGGUGAGUAAAGUGACCCACAUUUGCCCCUUAGACUUUACUGGGCGUUCCUGUGCUUCAUUUUAGUGCUGGGUGAUGUGAUUCCUAUGUAUCAGAGGCAACGUAGCUCUUUAGGAUGGAAUUACUUACAUGUACAGUUUUGUUAAUUUUUAUACAGCACAAAGCCCAACACAAGCAUAACAAUGAGGGUAAAUACUCCUUAAUCUGCUACACUGUGGCUAGUUAGCUGAUUUUCUAUCACAUGUAUAAUGCAAUAUGUAGGCAAAGGCUACUCUUCAACCCUAACUGAAUUUUAGUGCCGUUGCCAGCUUUUGUCACUCCCAAAUUUAUCUUCUAGACAUCACAGGGUUUUUAAUCACAUCAGUUAAUUACAUUCCCCCCCAACCAAAAACAAAACAAAACAAAAAUCACUCAGUGAUGACUGACAUUUGUAUAGCACCUUCACUUUGGAGAUAAAAUAUUUAGGGCAGGAAGAUAAGAAUUUUAUCCAAGUAAAAUGACAUAGGAAAUUUAAGAUACUGUAGGCAAAGUGUAAUUACCAAAUUCAGAAUUUGGCCAAGAUGGAGAGAUUAACAUUUGCCGCCCCUGUAUUAUAGGAGUCACAGAAGUACUGGGGCAUAAUGAACUGUAAAAUACUCCUUUCAAUCCAUUGGGAUCUGUUGUGUAAAUCUGUAUUUGUACUAAUAAAAUAUAUAUUUAAGACUGUAAUCCUGCACACAUGCACGUGUAAUGAGGAAAAUGAGCAGCCAUGUUCGUAAAAUUUACACGUGUUCCUAAAUGUUUGAAAGAUGGGGUCUUUGAAUAAUUAUUAAACAUAUGGGGUGAAAUCCUGGCCCCAACUCCCAUUGACUUCAGUGCAGCCAGGAUUUCAUCCAUGACAUAAAUGUACUUGAUGAAUUUAGAACAGCUUGUUCAAAGCAGGUAACACUGACAUUUAAAUAAUAUUUUGGUACUUUUAUGAUUUACUCAUACAUAUGACUUCUUUGGCACUGUCUUGUUUGAUCAUUGGAUAUGUAUUUAGAUUUUUCUUUUAUUAUAUAUUAAAUACCCAAUAGACCACAACGAGCCUUUUGCAGUUGUCACAGCAUCUUCCAUAAAUACACUACGGAGAUAAAAUCAGACAGAUGUGAACUGAAGGUCUUGCAUUCCUUUCCAUACUAUAUAAUUUACUAAUGGAGUUAGCCAUUGCAUUCUAAUUUAUAAAUCUGUAUUUGUAUAUGGAUUUUUAACCAUUAUAGAACGGACUCAUAAAAAGUCUUAAUUCGUAUUUAUUGAACCAAAGUCUUCCUAGGAAUGUUACAAUCUAUCCUGUCAGUCUAGCUGCCACAUUUGCUGUGAUCUCAACAUUCUUUUGGUCAUGUUUACAGUUUAAAAAAAAAGUUACUGAAUAUAUACAUUAGGGGCUUGAGCCUGCAUUUCUCUGUAAAAUAAUCCUAUAGAACUUCCGAGAAAAUAUAAACUUUUUAUAGUAUUUUUAAACCAAUCUGCAAAUUUCUAUGGCGGGGUAUCAUUCUCUGUUAAAUUCUAUAGGUUUUAGAGUAAUUUACGUAAAACCCCACUGACUUUAAUCCAUAAUAAAUUCGAUAGAAAGGGAAAGGAAUGUUUCAAGAUCUUUGUCUCUAGAUUUUAAAUCAUAAUGUUGUGACCUUUUAAAAACAUUUGGGCUCUGAAUUACUACUGCACCAUGAUCAUAUUGUGUUUAAUUAUGUCAUUUUAAACAGUGAAGCUAUAUGAGUCAUGUGCAAACAAGGGCUUAAAUUGCUGUAAUAAACACCAUUUUUACAUACUUUUUAACCUUGAAAAUCACCCACAAUUGUUAUUUUUAAAUUGUUACCAGUUUGCUUCCCCAAAUAUUUUUUUUAAAAACCACGCAGUAGUCCACAGUGAAACAGAACUGGGCACAGUGGUGUUUAGGUCUUUAAAAAAUGUUGUUUUUUUUAGGCAAAGCAGAAGCUUUGGAUGACAAGUUUUUGAUUGGAACAAAUAUUUACAGAUUCAAAGACCCACAGAAAACAUGCUGGCACAACUUCAAGUAUAUCAGCAUACACAUUGCUACUUCAGUGCUGAAAACCCCUUUUCUGUUGAAAUAUUUCCUCUGAUUUAGAUUCCACAGGGUAGAUCCUGACCUGGUGUGAAUUGUUACAGGCUCAUUGAGUGCAAUGGACCUAUGACAAUUUACAAAAGCUGAGGAUCUGUCUCCAAAACUGAGUUGUCAGCUAAUCAUGGAUGCAAAACUAAAUAUUCUUCAACCUGGAUUUUUAUGAAUGCAAAUAAUCCUUUGCUGCUGUUACCAACUAUAACAUACCAACCCAGAACAGAGGGCCUUUCCAAAGCCCUGCACACCACUUGAAGGGUUAACAGAGGGCUCCGAAUGCAUAUUGGAGGAGUAAUUCUGAGCAAAUUGAUUUUCAUGAGCAAACUGUACCAUUUGCUAAUGUGUUAUUGAAGAGAACUGACUUAUCUUAAUGGCAGAGUCACUACAAUGUUCAGACUUUGCACUGUAAAAACUUUUGUAAGGAAUGAAAGCUUCUAUUUUGAGAGCCAGUCUUUCAAGGGAUAGAAAACAGCCAUGUUUAAUGUGUAGCUGGCAUUUAAGGCCAAAUUCUGCUUGCCUUACUCAUGUGAAUAGUCCCGCUGAAGUCACUGGUACUACAGUCCUUGCUUGAAUAAGAUCAACAGGAUUUGACUCAGUGAAACUUGAGCAAAAGUGCUACCCACGUUGAAUGUUUGCAUAGCGCACUGUUAUUUACUUAUGUAAUUUUGUACCAUAGGUUAGCAUGGAAGUAGCAAACCAGUUUAAAUUGUAAGAAAAGGGAAAAGCUAAAUGCAACCUUAAUAUAAUAUUUUCUCAGUGAUAUCCGUAAAACUUCUAUUCUUCAAUAUAUGCAUAGGACUGACGUAUUGUCAUUCAGGCAGGUUUUUUUCUUCUGCAAUCUUCUUUCAGGGAGUUUGGUAAGAACAUACUUUUAAUAUUUAUUGUUUAUAGUUUAGCUUUUAUGAAAUUAUUAGAACGUAGAGAACAUUUCUAAUUCCAUUAUCUCAUUAUGUCUAUAUGAUGCUGUGUAUGUUGAUGAAACAUUACCAAUACAUGUACUAUAAUGAACCAGCAGUCUAAAGAGCAGGCUGAAGCCAACAAAAGGAGCAUCAGUAAAAGUUCUUUGCACUAUGAAUUUUAAUGUACAGAUUUUUGGCUUCAAUUGUAAGCAGGAAACAAUUAUAUAUAUAUAUAUAUAUUGGGCCCUCUUUAAAUCCAUACAAAUCAAUCCAAACCAAAAUUGUUAUUUUAAGCAAAUUAAAGCCGGGCUGGCAAUAUUCUAAAUCACCACUGAUGUUUUAGGUGCCUGGCUGCGAAGAAGAGCAGAACAUCAUGUGUUUACAUUUGUCGGCAUUUGUAUGACUCUUAUUAUACUUCAGGAAAUAAGUUGAUUUUUAUUUUCAGUUGUAAGAGAUGGUUUGAGAAAUUCUGAGAUCAGUUCUUUCAAAGUGGUAAACGUAUUUAACAUCAUACGGUGUAAUUGUUAAAGAUUACACUGAAAAAAUUCAAUAUAAAAAAGUUACUUGGUUGAGGCAAUUUUAGAAUUAUUUCCCAUCAGGUGACUCUGCUGUGAACUUAAACCCAUUAGUUUCUAUAUUUAUGCUUUUUUGCCAUAAAGAGAGAGCAUGUUGUAUUGGCAUUGCCAUGAGAUAUGUAUUGCAUCUUGCCUUUUGUUACUUUGUGGUUUUCAAAAAGAGCUGUGCGUUCAAGCAGGUGUUUCCAAUUGCAGAAAAAAGAAGCUUUAAAUAAUUUAUUAUUGUUUAAAAGGGAAAAAUCAAAUGGAUCUGGAAGAGCAAAUAUUUUAAAAAUCAUCGCAAAAUUGCUUCCUCAUAUAUAAGAGAAAUGGUUUUUCAGUAGCCUAGAGUAUUGAUUAGUAUUCUGUUUUUCUUUAAUCAUAUAACAGAGAUUCUCAAACAGGGGGUUGUGACCACUCAGGAGGUCACGAAGUUAUUACAUGGGGGCCAUGAGCUGUCAGCCUCCACCCCCAAACCUGCUUCACGUCCAGCAUUUAUAAUAGCAUUAAAUAUAAAGAAGUGUUUUUAAUUCAGAAGGGAGGACACAUUCAGAGGCUUUCUGUGUGAAAGGGGUCACUAAUGCAAACGUUUGAGAACCACUGAUUAAUGCAUCAACUGUUAUUUGCUUUGUGUGUUCCUAGACAAUGCAGCAUAUGCUCUAAAACAGUCAUAAAUUCUAAAAUACCUUCCUUUAUUUUUCCCUUUCGCCAAACACAAUCUUCUGAAUAAGUAAUGUAGCAAAUUAAAAGGAAGCUAUAGUAUAUUACCAAAAAUCCAAGACUGAAAAAUUGCAUUCACCCACACAAGCUUGAGAAUCAGGACCUUAAAAAACCCCUGUUUGUGAAAUCACAUACCCAAAUUCCAAAGAGCACACACACAAAACACCAGAAGUGUGUGAGGGCAGGGAGUGAAGA